Molecule: messenger RNA, 1602 nt
Organism: Menidia menidia (Atlantic silverside)
Lineage: Eukaryota; Metazoa; Chordata; Actinopteri; Atheriniformes; Atherinopsidae
Source: the annotation of a GenBank genome assembly
AUGUGGAUAGCAAUGAUACAGAAAGCAAAGGUCCUCUGCCGGGGUCGGUACGUAAAUGCCGUCAAAUGUAGAUCAAACGCGUCCAGCUGUGGCGUUUCAGGGAGAAAGUGGACGAGACCCAGCGGGUUCGACACCGGUUUAAAAACCUUCAACAGCCUUACCAAACAGAAAGAGCCCCUCGUUCUAACGAGAGAGGGAACAGCCACCUGGUACAGCUGUGGACCAACAGUGUACGACCACGCGCACUUGGGCCACGCAUGUUCUUAUGUCAGGUUUGACAUCCUGCAGAGGAUUCUGUCAAAGGUGUUUGGGAUAACUGUCAUCCACGCCAUGGUCAUCACAGACAUUGAUGAUAAAAUAAUCAAAAGGAGUAGGGAGGAGAAUGUUUCCCCAGCUGUCAUUGCCAGGUUUUAUGAGGAUGAAUUCAAGAAGGAUAUGUUGUCAUUGAAGGUGAUUCCUCCGGCGGUGUAUUUAAGAGUCACGGAGAACGUGCAUCAUAUUGUUGCCUUUAUAGAAGGGAUCAUCAAAAAUGGACACGCUUAUGCCACAAAAGAAGGUGAUGUUUAUUUUGAUGUCCAGUCCAUUGGGGACAAUUAUGGCAAGUUUGUUGGAGCUACGAGUUUUGAAGGAGAUCCCGGCAGCUCCAACAAACGAGACCUGAGGGAUUUCGCUCUUUGGAAGCCGUCGAAACCUCAGGAGCCGCACUGGGAUUCUCCGUGGGGCAAAGGAAGGCCCGGCUGGCACAUCGAAUGCUCCACAGUCGCAAGCUCCGUGUUUGGCAGUCAGCUGGAUAUUCACUCCGGGGGGGUGGACCUGGCCUUCCCCCACCACGAGAACGAGAUUGCUCAGAGUGAAGCGUACCAUCAGUGCAGUCAGUGGGGCAACUACUUUCUCCACUCAGGUCAUCUCCACCUAAAGGGCAGCACGGAGAAAAUGUCCAAAUCGUUGAAGAACUACAUCACCAUAAAGAUCAGGUGGGUGGCCAUAGACUACAGCGACGGCAGCAUGUCGGAGGCCCGGACCUCUCUGGAAACGCUGGUCACCUUCGCGGGGACCGCCCGGGCGUACAUGGGGGGGCAGCUGCUGUGCUCGCCCGUGCAGGAGGACCUCCUGUGGGAAAGGCUGGUCGAGGCUAAAUCUCAGGUGACCAAAGCUCUGGCGGACGACUUCGACACGCCCAGAGCCGUGGGCGCCCUGAUGAAUCUGGUCCACCACGGGAAUCGCCAACUCCAGCCCGUCUCUACCGGCGACGGAGGCACUCGGAGCCCCGCCGUGUUCGGAGCCAUCGUGGCCUACGUCCGAGAGGUCCUGGACCAGGGGGCCGACGUCCUGAGCAGUUCCGGAAGCCUGCCGGCCGUCGUGGAGUGCCUGGCCGGCUUCAGAAGCGCAGUCCGAGCGUUCGCGCUUGCCCGUCCGGACGCCGAUUGCCCAAACGGGCCGCGGCUCCACCCCGACCGUCUCCCGCUGCUCCAGGCCUGCGACGCCCUCCGAGACGACCUGGCUCCUCUGGGCGUGCUGAUCAAGGACAGAGGAACCACCUCCACGUGGGAGAUAAAGUCCAGUCAGAGAGGACACAAAGUCCAGGAGGACCAGGAAACAUGA